AUGUUCGACCUCGUGAAUUGGUUGAUGCUCAUGUGUUGCUGGUGCUGCGACCGCAAGGACAGGGACGAAGAGGAAUACGACAUCUCAGAGAGUAAACGCCGACAUGAACACGAACGUGAGGGAGAGAGUCGAGGCGGGUCAAGAGGGCAGGCCGGCGGGGGUGAGCAGCAGAGUCAAGGACAAGCACAAGGACAGCCGCAGCCAGAGAACAAGGAGGAGAAGAAAAAGAUGCCGCCGCGACUAGCGCAUGCGCCGGUGCUGGAGACGUCGUCAUGA
Fonsecaea pedrosoi CBS 271.37 is the source of this 276-nucleotide messenger RNA. RefSeq lists its product as uncharacterized. The transcript has a single exon. Lineage: Eukaryota; Fungi; Ascomycota; Eurotiomycetes; Chaetothyriales; Herpotrichiellaceae. The coding region runs from base 1 to 276 and encodes 91 amino acids. The record is from RefSeq and is a predicted model, not a curated record.